Messenger RNA from Fusarium vanettenii 77-13-4, 1302 nucleotides. RefSeq lists its product as uncharacterized. Lineage: Eukaryota; Fungi; Ascomycota; Sordariomycetes; Hypocreales; Nectriaceae. The transcript has a single exon. The coding region runs from base 1 to 1302 and encodes 433 amino acids. The record is from RefSeq and is a predicted model, not a curated record. Gene Ontology annotation, molecular function: nucleic acid binding.
AUGGCUUACAAUCCUCCUGUCUUUAUCAACGGCCCUCUGGCCCCUGAUCUCAUCGGCAUUGCCAUCACUCAGCUGCAGUACCGUACCAACGAGCUCACAAUCGAUCCUUUCCGCCAGGUCCAGCGUCAGAGACACAAUGCGCGACUCACCCCCAAUGUCCUCAACUGUCCCACGACCUCUCAGCAGGUUCUCAAGCAGCAUCGUCGCGAGAACUGCCAGCUGAACUCAAUGGCUGCCAAGCUCCGCGUCUACAACAACUUGAUGGCACCCAGCGAGCCCAUCACUUCGGAGCAGAAGAGAAAGUGCCUUCUCUUCCGCUCAUCUGGAUGGGACUACAACCGCAUUGCCAUCCAUCUCAAGUUCACCCCCCGCGAGGCGCAGUACGCAAUGCUGAUCACCGAGGCUUCCUCCGUACCCAAGGGUACUACCGCCAGAGGCCAACUCCCCGUCCUUAACCAGCCCCAACUCCUCAUUGUCCUUGCCUACACCCUUUCUUCCAGAGACACUCGCCGCAUGGACUUCAACAAGCUUGCUUCAUCUCUCGGAUGGAAGUGCAAGCCUGCCGUCAUCGGAAAUGCGCUGCGCGAAGUCGGGUACGAGCGUUAUCCCGCCCUCAUUCGACCCACCAUCAUCGAAGAAUUCCGCCAGGCUCGAUUCGACUGGGCCCAGGAGCACGUCGACUGGACUGUCGAGCAGUGGAAGGCCGUCGUUUGGUCUGGUGAGACUCGCAUCAUGACUGGACCUCACGCUCGCAUCCAUGUCACCCGCACCAUCCUCGAAGAACGCGACCCUGCCUGCAUCAUUGACGACGAUGCUCACCUCCAGAACGGCAACACCUUCUGGGCCAGCUUCUCCGGCCUCAAGGGCAAGAGCACCAGCGUCUUUUGGGACCCAAGCUGGGGCACCAUUGACGCCGAGAACCACUCCGAACGGGUUCUCCCAAGCAUGAGCUACUGGCUCCAGCAGCAGCCAGACAAUGCCAAGUACUGCAUGGAACACCGCACCAUUGCUCACUCCGACGCCGCCAUCCGCGCCGAACUCCAGAACAAGAACAUCGAGGUUCUCCAGCUGCCUCCCGCCUCUCCCGACCUCGACCUCAUGGCCGUCGCCUUUGACAUGAUGAAGACGAAGAUCGAACAAGACCGCCAGGUUCCCCACCUCCGAAACCGCAGCGAAGUCGUUGAGGCCAUCGAGACCUGGAACGGGAUGGAAGACGCCCACCUGAUGGCUCUGAUUGAGAGCAUGCCUGCUCGAUGCCAGGCCGUGAUCGAUGCCGACGGCAUGUACACCCCUUACAUCUAG